GUGCUUUUCAAGUUCUGGCAACACUUGCGUUAAAAGUGUACAGUGUACAGUCCUGUUUUGUAAAAAGCUGGUGUUGUUUAAUUGUCUGGCAACACUAUUGCCUUCCCAGUGUGUGUGUGUGUGUGAAAAAUAUUUAGAUUUCGUGUGAAAUAUUGCAAAGUGAAAAUGUAUCGUCAAAAAGGAGCGCCUGUGGCGUCCGAAAAGCAGAUGGAAGACGAUCUCCCGGAUGACCUAACCGGAAUCUGUGUGCAGCAAAAGAACCUGCGCACUUGGAUACAGAAGGCGCUGGCCUACUACUCGCGUUGCAACUUUGAUAACUUUGUGUAUCUGCUGGAGGCAGCCAUUGCCGGAUGCCUGCGGACUUAUGCCUUCUACAAGGAUGAUCUGGCCAAGGCCAAUAUCCUGCUGGCGGCCCAUUUCACCAGGCAGGCCUACAAAGAGGUGGGCAGUCGUAAGACCGCCUUGCAGGCCAAGGUCACAAAUAUCCUCCGUCUGUUGGAUGGGAUGAAACGAUCCGAGGACCGCCAACUGCUCGUGAUCACGGGCUAUGCCCUGAUGCUAACCCCAGGACGGGCCCACGAGGCCGAUGGAUACUUUGUUAACGCUCUCCGGCAUGUGCCCAGCAAUAUUCCGGGGCUAAUUGGACGCGCCUGUUUGGCCUACAAUCGCCAGGAUUAUAUUGCGGCUUUGGGAUUCUUCAAGAGCGUCCUGAUGCACCAGCCCCGCGGACCGGCAAACGUUCGUGUGGGCAUAGCCCAUUGCUUCCUGAAACUGGGUAACCUGGACAGCGCUCGACGCUCCUUCGAGCUGGCCUUGGAGCACAAUGGAAAGUGCCAGAACGCCCUGCUUGGGAUGGCCAUCCUGAAGCUCAAUAAGCGCGAGAAGGGACCAAUAAGGGAGGGCAUUAAUCUUUUGUGCGCUGCACAUGAGCUUAAUUCUCGCAACCCGAUGGUUCUCAACAUUCUCGCCUCUCACUAUUACUAUGUGAGGGACUACUACAAUACCCAGACUCUGGCGGGAAACUCGUAUGUGCUCACCGAUAUUCCCCUGCUUCAGUCGCAGAAUUGCUUUCAGAUAGCCAGGAGCUUCCAUGCCACCCAGCAGUACGAUCAGGCCAUGGAUUUCUACACGCUGGCCGUGAAAUUGGCCCCCGAGGGCUAUGUCCUGCCUCAGUUUGGCCUGGCCCAGAUGAACCUGAGGCGGGGUGAACUGGGUAAGGCCAAGGCCGGUCUGGAAAUCCUACUGAAGGUCAUGCCCAAUCAGAUUGAUGCCACGCGAUUGCUGGCCAAAAUAUAUCUGGCCGAGAAGAGGAUGGACGAUGUCAUCAAGCUGCUGCUCAAGGUGGUGGAAUCCCGCAAAACCUCCAGUAUCGGGGACUACGACAUCUGGCUUAGCCUGGCCCUGGCCUAUGAGCAGAAGCAGCGGUGGAAGCAAGCCAUCGAGGCCUAUCAGCAGGCCAUGCAGAUCUACGGCGGCCGCGGCGACCAAUAUCCCAUCGAGUGGCUCAACAAUGUGGCCAUCCUUCAGAAGAUGGCCCAAAUGCCUCAGCAGGCCAUCGAGUCCAUCGACGAAGCCUUGGCUCUGAGUGCGACCAAAUGUGGCGACAACAACGAGACAAAUAUGCUCACCCUGCGCUUCAAUCGUGGUCGCAUUCUCGAGGAUCUGCAUCGGUGCGAUUUGGCGGCGAUUGCCUACAAGGACCUUGUCGACGAGUAUCCCAACUACUUUGAUUGCUAUCUGCGCCUGGGGGUGAUGGCUCUGCGACAGAACGAUAAGAUUAUGGCCAUCGACUACUUCAAGGAUGUGCUGAAGCAUGACAAUGACAACCUGGCAGCCAGGACCUGUCUGGCCAACAUUUAUUUAACCCUGGGCCUCACCACCCAGGCCAUGCACUCCCUCAAUGUGAUCCUCAACCAACCCAUGCAAGACAAGGUGAAUUCGUACACCCUGGUGACGGUGGGAAAUGUGUGCCUGCGGAGCGUUCAACGAAGCUUAGCCACAGGCGAUAAUGAAUCAGCCAAGAGGCAUCAGCAGAAGGCUCUGCUUUUCUUUGCCAAGUCCCUUGAGCGAGCUCCCCGAAAUUUGUGGGCCGGCAAUGGCAUAGGUGCUGCCUUGAGCAUUCGUAAUCGCAGGUCCGCCGGCGAAGCGGUCUUUAAGCAAGUCGUUGAGGCCGGCAAAAUGUGCCACCCUUCGGCCAUCCUGAACUUGGCUCACAUGACCCUGGAAUUGGGCAAAUACCAGGAUGCAAUUGAGGUCUACAUGCAGUGCCUGGAGCAAAGUACCCUGUUCCAACCUUCGAUGGAAAUAAUGCUGGGACUUGCCAAAGCUCUGUAUCUCUCGGGGUAUGCCGCCGAAUCGAAAAUGUGGCUCCUCAAGGCGCGUCACCAGGCGCCCCACGAUCCCGUGGUGAUGUACAAUCUAGGGCUGGCCAUCCGGGAGGACACUGAGCAGAUGGUGGAACAUGCGCGUGGUAAAUUAUUGGAUCUUGUGAAGGCUGAAGUGGAGCUGGAAGUGGCUUACCGAUUUUUCGACCACCUUGCCGAGUAUGAAGAUCAAACUCAAGUGCCGCAAAGGGAGGCGGCCAAGCAGGCCAACAUCUGUCAAGAUUUGUUGGCCAAACUACCCAUCGAAUUGGAGCGUGUGCGGGAGCUAGAGGUCCUGGAUGGGGAACGCCUCCGCCUGAGGGAGGAGCUGCAAAGAGAGGAACAGGAACAACUCCAGAAGGAACGUUUAGAGCGGGAGCAGCAGAUGGCCAAGCGCCGGGAAGUCCUGGAUCGCACAAAGAAACUAUUAAAGGCACCAAGAGAGCCCGGACAUAAGAUGGAGAAAGUGGCCAAGAAACAGGAUGAAGAGCAGAACGAAGGCGAAGAACGGAAGGGUAAAAAGAGAAAGCGUUCUCUAGCAAAGGGGGAUAAAUUGGGGAAGAAAAAGAAAACAAAAGAAGAUACUCCAAAGAAACCCGAUAGAUACAAGAGCAAAGAGUUCAUAGACUCUGAUGAAAAUGAAUCGGAGGGGUCAGAUGAUGAUUCGCCCAUCCGAAACAAAAAUACGUCACACAAGGAUUCCAAAAAGACAAAAAAUAAGACACAAAAGUCUAUAGACCCUUUCAAUAAUACUAGCGAUGAAGAGGGAGAUCAAGCGAUGGAGUCAUCGGAUGUGGAUUCUGAUUCCGAGCCGCUCCAGACUACUAAUACCUUCGAGAACUCUCAAGACAACUCCAUUGAAGAAGAUGGCAUGUCGCCCGAAACGACCAUUAAGUAUAUGCAGGAGCUACAACGAAGGAUGCAGACAUCAACUAGAUAAUUAUAAAUAGGAAAAAGAAUGACAAAAGGAUUACUGAAGAUAUGAAGUUACUAUGGAAAAUGUUUAUGUUAAAAUGUAUUCAUUAUAUUGGAA
Molecule: messenger RNA, 3396 nt
Organism: Drosophila serrata
Lineage: Eukaryota; Metazoa; Arthropoda; Insecta; Diptera; Drosophilidae
Product: RNA polymerase-associated protein CTR9 homolog
Biological process (GO): transcription elongation by RNA polymerase II; regulation of DNA-templated transcription
Cellular component (GO): Cdc73/Paf1 complex
Molecular function (GO): RNA polymerase II complex binding
Source: RefSeq, a predicted model, not a curated record